This is a messenger RNA of Camellia sinensis, 1338 nucleotides long. The record is from RefSeq and is a predicted model, not a curated record. NCBI's taxonomy places the organism in Eukaryota, Viridiplantae, Streptophyta, Magnoliopsida, Ericales, Theaceae.
AUGUUUGUUGAGUCGGUUGAUGCUUCUAGCUAUUCAAAGGAUGGGCAAAAGCUAUUUGAAUUACUAGACAAGUUUGUGGAGAAAGUUGGAAAAGAGAAUGUGGUGCCAGUUAUUACUGAUAGUGCUGCAGGGAGGUUUUUGGAAGCCAAGUAUGAACACUUGUAUUGGACACCAUGUGCUGCUCAUUGCUUGGACUUGAUGUUAGAAGACAUUUUCAAGAUACCUAGACUGAAAAAGGCAUUUGAAAGGGGUAUUGUAGUACAUGGCUACAUUUACAACCGACCACCGUUGCUAAACAUGAUGAGGCGCUAUACAAAUUGGAAGAAUUUGAUCAAGCCUGCAAAAACUAUAUUUGCAACCACUUUUCUGACUUUGUCUAGGAUGCAUCAACAAAAAAACAAUUUGAGAAAGAUGGUCACCUUCGAAGACUGGACCUCAUGCAAAUGGGCAAAGGAGCCACAAGUGCUUCGAUUGGUUGAUACCGAGAAGAAACCUCCCAUGGGAUACAUUUAUGAGGCAAUGGAUAGGGCAAAAGAAUGCAUUGCAAGUUCAUUUGAUCAUAAAGAAGAGAAGUAUAAUGAAAUCUUCGAAAUCAUCGACAAAAGAUGGAAUGUCCAAUUGCAUCGGCCUUUACUUGCAGCUGCGCACUUUUUUAACCCAGAAUUCUUUUACCCAAAAGCAUUAGAGGUGCAAAAAGAUCAUGAAGUGAUGAAUGGGUUUUAUGAAUGCAUGCUAAGGUUGGUCCUGGAUGUCACUGUUCAAGAUUUGAUCACUAAUGAGAUGAGUAUUUAUAUGAAGGCUGAGAGUCUUUUUGGCAAGUCUGUUGCGAUUAGGCAAAGAAAUACAAAGGCACCAGUGAUUAUCACAGUUGAUUGGUGGGCAUCAUAUGGUUCUAAAACUCCAAACUUGCAAACUUUUGCCAUAAAAGUCCUUAACCUAACAUGUAGUUCAUUGGGUUGUGAACGAAAUUGGAGUGUAUUUGAACAUAAAAGAAAUAGAUUGGAACAACAACGUCUCAAUGAUUUACUGUUUGUCAAAUAUAAUAGAACAUUGAGAUUUAGGUAUGACAUGCGCAAUACUCUUGAUCCCAUAUCUUUGCAAAAUAUUGAUGAAAGCAAUGAGUGGUUGCUUGGGAGGAUGGAUGGAGAAUCAGAUGAAGAUAAUGAGCCUGUGUUUGAUGAUGAUGAUGAUGAUGGCUUGACGUGGGCCACUGUUGCUAGAGCUUCUGGAGAAGCGGGCUCAGAUGACACAAAGGAGGAAGAUGUUGAGGGAUAUAAAUCAACUGAUGGAGAAGAAGAUGAUAGUUUGCUUGCCAUUGAUGUUGAGGAUGAUGAUUGA